AUGUUUGCAGCUUUAAAGUAUCAUUCAACAGACUAUUUAUAUGAGAGCAUAGCAAGGCAGAAGUUUUCCAUCUGGAGAUUAUCACUUUGCUUGCCUCCCUGUUUACAUCAAGAUGAAAAGGAUCAUCUCACUGGACUGUUUGCUGAUGAUAAGUAUAGGAAGCCAUGGACUAGAAUUACUUCAACACAGAACAUGAUCGCUAUUUCAGUAUUGGAUCAAUGGAAGCAAAGUUUAUCUGUGGAGGAUUUCCUGGAAAAGAAACCUAUCUCUUCUGUAGAGUUCUAUAUUGGUAAUGAAUUAAUAGAAGUUAUUCCAAGUUCGAAUCCCUGCUCUCAGAAUGACGUAGAAGGACUUUUUUUACUUAGGAAUGUUUUUACAGAAGAAUCCACCCAAGACAAAUAUUUGAAGACUAACUAUGCCACUGAAUUUAAAGAACAAUGGCAAGAUUUAUAUAUGGAAGAGGAACUUGUUUUUAUUGAUAAUCUUGAAAAUUUUCGUAAAAAACUGCCUACUUCAUCUAUACUUCUGAGCAGACUACAGUUUUUUCUAGUGAAAGAUCCCCUUCUAGAUUCUGAAGGACAGAAUUUAACAGAAGAGAAUAUUUUCAGGGAAUGUUUGACUUUCCAAAAUGAAAUGAAGAUGGAAGAGAUUUUAAAGGAAUUGCAGGGGAUUAAAGAGAACUUCUGUACUAUAUCUGUAAAAGAUGAAGAGUAUUUCUUGCUGCCUGUUGAGUUAGGAUUCUGCAAACCCAGCAAUGGCAGAUCAGAUUCUGUUAAGAUUCCAUCAUAUUUGGAACUGAAAGAGUUGUUGAAUUUAGCUCCAGAAACUAUGGCUGAUGAAGACAUGUGCAAAGAGGUGAUCAAAGAAGAUCUCAAAGCAGAAAUUACAUAUGAAAUAGAAAUUUCGAAGUACCGUCCCCUACCAGAAGAGGUUUGCUCCAGUAAUAGCAGAAGUAUGUUGGAAUUCUGUGAGUCAGCUAAAUCCAUUCCAUAUCUGAAAGAUGAAAUGGAAGUACCUUUAACUCCUCCAUGCAGACAACAAAGAUCGUGGGUUAAUUUUGUGUGCACGGGACUUCAAGAAGAACCUAUUCCUCUUUCAGGUAACAGUAUUUUGAUUACAGAGCCCUCUAAGGAAUACUUAGAAUGUUUGAUAUGGCAAUCAGAGAAGUAUCGGGAUAAUAUGAACUCUCUUUUGCUUGUUGAGCAUCAGCCUGUUAAACUUGCAUAUCAGUGUCAUUCGCUUGCAGAACUGAAGGAAAUGCUACUAGUUGAGGUAGAAGCACCAACACUUAGCUCACUAGAGGAGGGCUGGUGGCUUGUUUUGGGUUUAAAUCCAGUCUCCGUAGAAACUUUGGAGCAAUUAAAAAUGGAUGCCAGUAAUGCAAAUAAUUUGCUUCCUACAGAAGUAGAAACAUUCACGCAAUUUCCAUCGUAUCAGUUAGAAAGAUGGCUUGAAGAGAAGAAUUCUGUGACAAACCAGGAGCUGCUUUGUGCUGAAGGACAUCAGUUGGACAAACUAAUGAAUCAUUACAUGUCACCACAGACUCAAAGGCAGUACUUUGCCCUGCACAUGAGUGCUGCGUCAUCUGCCAAAAUUGACAGUACAAAUAUAUCUGUGGAAGAGCUUACUGGAGGAAGCAUAAAAAAGAAUAAGGUAGAAGAGGCAAAUUGUUUCUUAAACCAAGAAAAGAAAACCCCCAAAUCAUCUGAGUCAGUCAGCUGUAAAUAUGUGUCUUCUAAACAAGACAACUCAUCCAGUAGUCAAAAGCCUGCAUCAUUUGCACUUGCUACAAAAUGGGACAGCGAUGAUUCUGAUCUGAGCAACUUUAUCAUGCUGAGAUCUAAACAUACACUCAUCCAAAAAGAGGAAGAAAAUGAUGUAGAUAGUCCUGGAAAAGUGCCACAACCUGAAGAACACCAUAUGGAUGUUCAGAAAGAGGACAGUUCUGUUUGUGAGACUGUAAGAUUAGAAGAAAAAGAACUAGAGAAUGAGGACAGCAUCACAGUCGAUAUUCAAGCAUCAGAAAGCCAAUGCCAGGCAUUCCGCCUCUUGGAAGAAGCAGCCACUCCUGUUCUAAAAGAUUUGACACAUCUGGGUGUACUUUCUUCUGUAAAUUGGAGCUUUGACAGCGUUAAAUUUGAUCAUACAAGGUUUUUCUUAAAACAGCAGGAGAAAGUGAUAUGCGAUUGUUUUAAAGAAGGUAAAAUAGAUGACAAGGAGAUCAUGCUGUUCAGACACGCUGCUCUGGUGCACCUGUUGGUGACAGUUCGAGAUCUUCUGUUAACGUGUGGCUUGGACACAGCACUAGGUUAUUUGUUCAAGGCAAAGGAUAUCUAUAAAAACAUCUUAGAAUCCUGUUUGAAUAACAUCUGGAGGCAGUUGAAGAUUGUGCAGUACAGCAGCCAGAAAAAGCAGGAGACAAAUCCCAAAAUAACAGAGCUUCAGUGUCAAAUUUUAAAUUGGAUGCAAAGAUAUGGAGGGGAACAUGUUGUUAAGAUACUAAUCAUAACAAGAAUGGACUCUGAGAGAGAAAAAGCUGACCUCGUUCACACUUUAUCUAGAGUAGAAGGUAUAAAAGCUAUGGAUUUGAAUUCUGAGAAAAAAGGAACCUUUUUAGGUUGUAAAGAUCUCAUAAGCAACCUUAGUAGAUAUUCCUGUGUUAUCGUACAUAAUCAGCAAAUCGGAGCUGACUUCCCUUGGACACACUUCUCAUUAGUAGUGGAAUUCGAUUAUUCUGAAAAUUCUUGCUGGAAAAAUCUGUGCAAAAAUCUGAAUGUUGCUUACAUGACUUUUAAAACUACCCUCCCUGAAACAGUACAAAUGGGGAAUCCUUGUGGUUCCUUUCUUCUGGAGGUACAGAUUCCGUAUGUAUUUCUGGCAACUGAAGGUCUUCUUAACAUGCCAGACAUUCUUCAGCUUUUGGAAUCCAAGUACAGCAUUACCUUUGUUGAAAGAAGCAGUAGUUACCCCUUAACGCUCUUUGGAAGUACAGAUCGAUAUGUUGUGUUGACAAUAGAUGAAUGUACUGCUGUAUUUUUGCAGAGCAUGGAAGAACUAAAUUAUGAGAAAUCCUGUGAUAAUGUAAUAUCAAAGCUGAUGGCAUUAUCGAUCCAAUAUACAUGCUGUUGGAUUCUUUUCUAUUCCAGAGAAAGCCUGAGUUUAGAGUACAGCCUCAGGGGAGAUACUCUGCUUAACCUUGUCUUAAUUUAUGCCACUCUAAUUGAACUUACACAGAAGUGGGAAGACUUUGAAGUGAAGGUAGUUCUUAUGCCAGGGAUUGAAGAGACGGCACUGGUAAUUCGUCAGAUUGCUGACAACAUUUUGAUAGCAUCUAAUGUCAGUCCUCAUGAGUGGUUGGACAAAUCCUGGCUUUCUGUCUUGCCAUCUGAGACAGAGCAAUGCCUGCUUACUUUUCCAUGUAUCAACCCGCUGGUUGCUCAGUUUAUGUUAAAGAAGGUAUCUUCGCUGAACAGAUUGUUUCUUGCAAGCUUUGAUCAACUUCAAGAACUUCUGCCGGAGGUUCCAAAAAAAGUUUUAAAGCAUUUUAGUGACAUGACAUCUUUGUACAGCCUAAAUACCGAUGCUCCACUAGAAAAGGCAGUGAAAGGUGCAUCACCCCUAGAAAACCGGAAUAACUUCAACACAUUGUAUCCAGAUUAUAAACAAAAUCAUCAGUCUUUAGAGCUGCUUGGGACGUCUCAUACGAAUUCCGAAGCCAUAAUUCCUCCACUGAAUCAUCAUCAAGGAUUUUUUGACCCUGGUCUUCCAAACUAUGUGCAAAAGAAAUCAUGUUCAUCAGAAAUAAUUAUGGGGAUAAAGCAGAAUUUCUCUCCUGUGCUAAAGGACUGUGAAGAUUUUGCUCAUCUAGAUGUUUCGAAUUCUCUUCAAGUUCAAAGACAGCCUUUCAGUAUGCACUGUAGCUCUGGUCAUUCUUCCAAAAACUUUGAAAAAGAGGAUUUCUUUCCAACGUUCACUGACUAUGCACCCCAGGAGAGCUCUAAGGGUUUUCUAGAAGAAUUUAGAGACCCAACGUUUAAGAGCCCAGAAAUUCUGAUUGACCAGACCCCAUGGAAUGACUUUUCAUCCACAGGCCUGUGUGAUUCAUUUGCAUGUGAUGGUUUUCUCUCUGAUGUGUUUGUUGACCCAGAUGAGCCUCAGAGUCUGAAUUUUCACCAAAUAGGUAGAGAAUCUAAAGGAAAGAGAAAACAAAGUCCACCAUUCUUAUGGACAAAAGAGAAAAAUAGAACAGAUUCAGGAUUUGCGGAAGUAACAGAGUUCAAAAAAAGGAGGCUGACGUAUGAAAGAGUCCCUGGAAGAAGUGAUGGACAAACACGUCUUAAAUUCUUUUGAAUGCAAUGGAGAUUUGCAUACUACACAUACUUUUUAAAAUUCUUAAACUCCUUGAAGGGAAAUAAAUGAAAUUUUUUUUUUUUUUCAUUUUUAGAGAGAAAUUAGGGUUUGGGAAUCCUUACUAAUUCAGGAUUCUUUUCUAUGUUUUUAAAAUUUUACUAAACAAACUAGUUCCUUGAAUCUGGACAGUUACUGCUUCUCUCUUUGUUCUCAUGGGUGUUAUAAAGGUACUUUAUCGCUUUUUAUACAAAAAAUAAAAUACGAAUGAAAAAAAACGAAACACUAAAGCUCAUAGUUAAAGGCACCUAUGUUUGCUCCCUGAGCAUUGAGCUUUGCAAACUUGAAGACGGGCUAGAUCUGCUGAAUCUCAAGGCUGCUCAUAAAGUCUUAGAGCUUUCUUGCAUUUACAGCUGUAACCCUUCGUAUUUGUUCCUUGAGCUUAGCUCCACUCCUUUCCUUCUGAAAGCUCCUUUAGAAACCAUGGGAUGAGUUCCUGAACUGCCUUUAAUCAUAAUCAAGCUACAGAAACAACCUGUUUGUUUUGUGGACAAGAUGUGCAAGAUAUGUUGAAAUAUAGGAUUCUAAUAGAUUUGAUUCAGAGAACUAAGCUGUGACUGUAGCUCUCUGCAUGAUCUGGUGGGGUCCAUUUGUUGGCAUCCGCAUUUUUCAACCUGCUGCAGUGCAUUGGCAGGUAGGGAGAUGAGAGUCAUCUGAGAGGCAGUGCCAGAUAUUGUAGGCUACAGCUGGAAGAGGUAAGAGAGGGUUGUUUUUUUUUUUUUUAAAAAAAGGCAUCUCAGUUGCAAGCCACAGAAGAGAGAAGAUAGAAGAAUAUCCAACCCCUCACUUUCCAUCCAAAGAUCUGGCAACGAAAGUGGAAAUAUCUGCGGGAGCAAUGGUAGACAGUAACUCCAUUCUGCUGCAGGAAUGCAUGCAUGGUUUGCACAGGCAUGCCUGCCAGCUCUAGAAUGUUGGUGUCUGUUCAGUGGCCUUCAGCUGAGAUGAUUCAGUUUUCAAAGUCACAAAUCUUUUAAAGUUUGAUGCAAUGAAAGAAAAAAAAACCAAAAAAAACAACGAAACAACAAACCACCAAGUUCAGGGUUAUGCUUACAAUAAAACACUUUCCUGACAUUGAGCCUUCAUUAAGCGCAUAUUCACUAUUUGGAUAAAUAAAACCGUCACUUAGGAGAGAAAGCUUUGGUCUUUCAGAGAAAAUGGAGUGUUGAUUUUCGGCUGAGAAUUCCUAAAAGCUAUUAUGACAGCAAUUAUAGCAAUUUUAUUUCACACUAAUAUCCCCAAAUUAUUUGUAUGCAAAUUGUUCGCAAGACUUUAGAAACUUUCUAGUUUGAAAGCUAUGCUUUCAAGUGUAACAUUAAAAGACUUUUAGUAGAAUUGCAAACAACCCAGAGUUACCCUAUUUUGCCCAGAAUAAGAGAAAAACUUAAAUAAAAAAUGUGGUUUGCUUACUAUUUCUGGCCCAUUUUUGUGGUCACUUGCCCUAACCAUUCUCCAUCUCUGCGUCAUGGGUUUGGCUCUGUUUUUCAGAACUGUGUCCCAAAUUGCCAGGCCCAGGAAUCUGUUCUUUUUGGGAGUGCAGCUCUACAAAGUCUCAGUCACAGAUGACCACACUUGAGAAAAUUAUAGCUGCCGCUGCCAAGCUAUGUAUUUAUGUUCUCCUUCCCCACAGGCAAAGGGUGACAGCAGAACUUUCACAUGCACAAUCAUGGAAGACUGGCUCAGAUAAUCUGCGGAUCGCUUUGAAAACAAAGGCAUGUUGCCUACAUUAAAUAAGUAAAGAAAAAUUAAGGGCUGUCUUGCAAUGACCCAUUAUUUUUUACUGUAUUGGUUUA
This is a messenger RNA of Chroicocephalus ridibundus (black-headed gull), 6197 nucleotides long. RefSeq names its product shortage in chiasmata 1 (gene SHOC1). Gene Ontology annotation, biological process: resolution of meiotic recombination intermediates. The transcript has 28 exons. The record is from RefSeq and is a predicted model, not a curated record. The coding region runs from base 1 to 4350 and encodes 1449 amino acids. Gene Ontology annotation, molecular function: ATP hydrolysis activity; single-stranded DNA binding. NCBI's taxonomy places the organism in Eukaryota, Metazoa, Chordata, Aves, Charadriiformes, Laridae. Gene Ontology annotation, cellular component: condensed nuclear chromosome.